This is a messenger RNA of Stylophora pistillata, 1109 nucleotides long. RefSeq names its product D-glutamate cyclase, mitochondrial-like. NCBI's taxonomy places the organism in Eukaryota, Metazoa, Cnidaria, Anthozoa, Scleractinia, Pocilloporidae. The record is from RefSeq and is a predicted model, not a curated record. Gene Ontology annotation, biological process: glutamate metabolic process. Gene Ontology annotation, molecular function: D-glutamate cyclase activity.
CUUCACGUGACGACAAGGCAACUUCGCUGUUUUGUUUUACACAGUCCUGAGCACUGCACAUAGAAAAGAAAAUCAAGGCUCUUUUCGUAAGGACAAGAUUUCCACCUAAAUUGUUUUACAGAUCUUUGAUGCUUUGCAAAGUUAAGAACAUGGCGAGUAGCGUUAUGGCGGCAAGAGCUCUGAGUGCAGCCGCAUCAUUUCAAGGUCGGAUACAUGCACAUGUGAUCGUGGUUCCAUCGACUAACGCAGAUCAAUACGAGAAAUUUUGUAAGUUAAACAAGUCUUGUAGUCCUUUACUUCAGCGCAGUACACCUGGAGAUACAGCAGUGAAGCCUCUAAUACGUGAUUCGGACAUCAGAACACUGCUACCUCUCUACCAUGUCCUGAAAAAGGGCCAUGAAGUCGACCGUGUUACAAAUUUGACGCAAUUUCCUUGGAACGAUAUGGUAGCGUUUUACAUUGCCUCUAUAAGCUAUCACAUCGAGAGCGAACUCAAGACAGUGGGAAUUCUUGAUGAAAGUGAAGUAAAUAUGAGAACAAUACCUCACUAUAAGACAAAUAUGAAGUGUAAAGACGCCGGACCCUUCUGUUGUCCCCUGGUGGUUUGUAUGUUUCCCAUACCUAGACGACUUUUGGAAAGGACUGUAGCUGUUACAUCCCGUUUGGAGAGUGUAAUUGGAACACCGGUACAUAUCGGGGAUCCUUACGUGAUUGGGAUAAAAGACAUUACCAAACCACACUUUGGCAAUGCAUUUGAAGUGGAUAUUGAUACUGUCGUUCCAUUUUUCUGGCCUUCCAGCUUAACGGCUCAUGCGGCUGUAGAAUCCGCCGGUAAGUAGUUAGUAUGAGCUGGUUAGUAAAUCUACUUAAUUUCAUUUAAUUUCAUCCUCAAGAUAGGAGCUCAAGAUGUGAAAAGUCGCGAGCUCGUCUGUUCAGUGCAUGUUUUAGCUUAGCCUUGAUUGCGUAAAUUAAAACUAAUUGAUAAAUAAAUGAAUAAAACGAUAAAUAGUUACAUCAAUGAAUGACAUGAGUGAUAGCAGUGGUACAUCCACUGGAUGGUCCACGGAGUUUUGUUUUUGUCGCGGACGAAACAUCGGAGAACACGAUUA